This is a messenger RNA of Scleropages formosus (Asian bonytongue), 1411 nucleotides long. RefSeq names its product src-like-adapter. The transcript is spliced from 7 exons. Gene Ontology annotation, molecular function: protein binding. The record is from RefSeq and is a predicted model, not a curated record. Bases 129 to 971 code for a protein of 280 amino acids. NCBI's taxonomy places the organism in Eukaryota, Metazoa, Chordata, Actinopteri, Osteoglossiformes, Osteoglossidae.
GGUCCGGUCAGAGCUGCACGACUCUCAAUGAGAACAAAAAGUCCUGCCGCACGAGGUAUGGAUGGUCGCUUCUGUACGGUUCCACUUCCGUAGGCCGACGGCAGCCUGACGCCCGGGCCCGGCCCGCCAUGGGGAAUGCCGGGACGAGCAAAGCGGCGAUGAAAGAGAGCGGCGAUGGCGCUGUCUGCGCUGACCCGCUGCUGAAAGAUGAUUUCACCCUUGUCGUACUGCACGACUACCCCUCCUCGGACACGGGCGAGCCGAUCUUCAGAGUUGGGGAAAAGCUGCAGGUUCUGUCAGAAGACGAAUCCUGGUGGCAGGUCUGCAGCGUCAUGACAAAAAACAAAAGCUACAUUCCAAAAAACCAGACCGGAAAAGUCUACCAAGGAUGGCUCUUUGAGGGCGUGGGCAGACAAAAUGCCGAGGAGCUGCUACAGCUCCCAGGACACAGGGCUGGAUCCUUCUUGAUACGAGAGAGCACGAGCGAACAAGGGACGUACUCCCUGUCGGUGUUGAACAGGUGUGUGAAACAUUACCGGAUCUUUCACCUGCCAAACGGCCGCUACUACAUCUCUCGCCAGGUGACCUUCCAGAGCCUAGAGGACUUGAUCAAUCACUAUUCGGACUCUGCAGAUGACCUCUGUUGCACCCUCACUACUCCAUGCCUAGCCUUCAACACCGGCGUCAACCUGUCGGAUCAGCCACCCCCCGUCGUGAUGCGUUGCAACUUUGACCGGAAAAAAGUUAAACAGUCAGAAUUAAUAGACCAGAAGAGUCCAGGCAGCCCCGACAACAGCGACUCGGCUGUAAGCUUUGGAGUGAGGAACAGCAUUGCCGCAUACAUCUCCCUCAUGGAGUCGGGACCCUUAAAGCAGAAGUCCAGUUCUAAGAAGAAGUGUAAAUCGUACAUGUAUCCUGGGGAGGUCAAUGGCGUGGCAAAUGAAGAAGAAAGCUUUCAGCAGCUCAUUUAAAGAAAUACAUAGCGGUUUCACACAAGAAAUAAACAUUUGUUCAUUUUUGUAGACAGCAUGCUUAUUUUGUCAUGACUCAUCAGUAAGAUCGCUAUCCCUGGUACUUUUCGUUCUGUUUGCUUAUAUCUAAUUGUGGAAUGUUUUCCACAACAUUAAUAACUAAAGAUUUUUUUGCAAUAGAUAUUUAAAGAAUAAUAAUGUAAAAUAAAUAAUUUUCACUCAAAUAAAUUUUCUGUGUAAUCCAAAGAAAGGCAGUCAGUAAAGCCAUAUUUCAUUUGGUGUCAUUCGGUUCUAUCCUCACUUUGCGCUAUCCAGCAUAAAUCUAUAAUGGCCCAAGAACAUCAUCAAAAACAUGAAGAGAAAAAGAGAAGUAAAAUGUUAUCUGCAGUCUGUAAAAAGCUUCAUUUUUACUAUUGGCCUAAUGUUCAAUAAAUGUUACA